Molecule: messenger RNA, 377 nt
Organism: Cariama cristata (Red-legged seriema)
Lineage: Eukaryota; Metazoa; Chordata; Aves; Cariamiformes; Cariamidae
Product: chromosome unknown open reading frame, human C16orf89
Exons: 4
Cellular component (GO): cytosol; membrane
Source: RefSeq, a predicted model, not a curated record
UCUGCGGGGUACUUGAAAGGAGCCCUGGAAGAGCCGUCCUCAGAAGGUGAAUUACUUGCCCAGUGUGCCUGAGAUGAAAGCUCGUAUUACAAGAGUAUUUUCCAUGCUAGCAUGAUGAAAAUAAGCUUAGAGAUUGAAAGCAAUGGAUUCAAGUUUUGUUCUCGAGACCUAUUCACAGGACACAUAAUGUUUUGUGGCAUGUCUGGUUUCUCGGACUUCUACAAACUCAGAUGAUGGCUGGAGAAGAUUCUCACUUGGCAGAAGCCUAAGGAAGCAUGCUUUGGAGAACCUAGUAAAGAUUUUCAACCUACCUCUGGAGUAACAGACCAAGAGCAGCUGCUGAGGAGAGGUAAGAGAAGUGAAAAGUUUUUUUGCAG